GCAAGAGCAUAAAGGAAAAGGUGGUUCACUAUUAUGAGUGGUGUGCCCACCUGUAGUUUCGAAUGCUCUGCUCAAUGCUUUUACAGAGCACUUAAAAAGCUACACAAGUGCGCUUCUCCUUCCCUGAAUGAAUAAAUAAAUAAAUAAACAAAUCAUUCCACUCACCCUUUUUAGUUUUUACCCCCCGAACGCUUCAUAGAUUUCCAGAAUCCCAACACACACGCUCCCUCCCUCCCUCUCUCUCUCUCUCUCUCUCUCUGGAUAUGACCAUUACCAUUACCAUUACCACCACCACUAGUACUAGCACCAAUCUCUCUCGAGAGCUCAACCUCCGUCAUCGGAUUCCCACAUCUCUCUGCAGCAAUGGCUUCUUCGACGGGUUCUGCGUCUGGGGUUCAGCGCCAGGACAUCCGAGCCGCCAUUGCCAAAGCCGUGGAGCUCAGGGCCCUCCACGCCGCGCUUCUCCACGGGAGCGCUUCUAGCCCCGCGCUUCUGCGGCUCCCGAACGGGGCUUCCCCCUCGCUCUCUAGGGUUCCCAACCAGUUCUCCGCCGAGGAGUACCCGGUCUUCACCCCGAGUUAUGAAGAGGAACCCUUACCUGCAUUAAACUACAUCCGUCCAGAGAACCACAGCUUAUCGGAAAUUUGGAGUGGUAUUGGGUUGGAAGGAGAAGGUGGAGAUGACGAAUCAGUUUCCUCGGAUUUCAAAAAUGCAAGUAAUUUUAGUGAGUCGCAGAUUUGUUUUCCAAGUGAGCCCUUGUCAAACAGAACCUCAUGCAUAAACCACACUGUCCCCUUGCAAACUGCUCCUUCGGCUGAUAGUAAUAGCAUCGUAAGGUCUUCUAGUAGGAGGACCAAUUCAGGUGACUUUAAACCAGUCACGACAUGCAAUACGUGCAAGCCGGCCACAAUCAGUAGGGGACCAGAGAGCGAUUACAAGAACCUCAAGGACAACAAUACAAAAGUGACAUUUUUCCCCAAUGUUCAGCCAUCCACGCAGUCAAAUGCAAAGCACAAGGGGCCGAUCCUUUCUUGGUUGUUCCCUAAAUCAAAGAAGAAACCGAAACCAAAUACUUCACCAAGUGCUGCAGAGUCCGAGAACAUGUCCCAGCUUUUGAAGGAAUGGGGAGUUUUUUCGAUUGAAUCCUUAAAGAAAGAGUUGCUUGAGGCCAAUGAGAAUAGGGAUGCUGCUCUUAGAGAGGUCACAGAGAUGAAAUCUUCACUGGGAGAAUUAACAGACAAGCUAGUGAGCUUGGAAUCGCACUGUAAAGAACUAAAGAAGGCUCUGAAACAAGCAGUUCAUGCAAAUAAUAAUAGCACCCAGCUUCCGGAUAAGCCCUACAUUUCGAGGAGAACAAAGUCCAUAGGCGGCAGCAUUGACAAUUCCAUGCCCGUGAGCCGUGAAGUGAUGGUCGAGGGCUUCUUGCAGAUAGUCUCAGAAGCUAGGCUUUCCGUGAAGCACCUUUGCAAAGCACUUAUCCACCAGAUCGAAGAAGCCGACUGCGAUCUGCUAGAGAAGCUAAAUUUGCUUAUCCAUCCACAUCAGAUUACGCCGAGCAACAAGUACUCGAAGGGCGUAUUGUAUCAUUUGGAAGCUCUCAUAAACCAAUCUCUCUAUCAGGACUUUGAAAACUGCACUUUCCAGACAAAUGGCUCCCCAAAAUUUUUGGACCCCAAGAAAGAUCGCCAAGAGAAAUUCUCGGCUUUCGUCGCACUUAGGAAUUUGAGUUGGAAUGAAGUAUUACAAAAGGGGACAAAGUUUUACAGUGAGGACUUCAGUAGGUUCUGUGAUCAAAAGAUGAAUUGCAUUGUUUCCGCUCUAAAUUGGUGUCGGCCUUGGCCGGAGCAGCUUCUCCAGUGCUUCUUUGUAGCGGCUAAAUGUAUUUGGUUGCUCCAUUUGCUGGCCUUUUCAUUCAACCCGCCCUUGGUGAUAUUGCGGGUUGACGAGGAUCGACAAUUCGACCCUAUCUAUAUGGAGAACAUUCUCUUAGAUAGUAGGGACAGAGCGCGGGCCCCCGAUCAAGUAAAGAUCAUGGUAAUGCCCGGAUUUUAUGUCCAUGAUAGGGUGCUUAGAUGCAGGGUUCUCUGCAGGUACCAUUCCAUGGCUUAGUAACUCGCAUCCAUUGACUUCAUCACCACCACAUCUAGCGGCCUCUAAUCUGUGUUUGAUCCCCAUGCUGUAAUUUUUUCCCCCCUUGUUUCUUUUUCUAUUGGGUAUAGUUGUGAGGGAAAAAGAAUUUAACAUUUGUGCUGUUCUUUCGUAUGUUCAGAAACUGGAAAGUGUGGUACUUCAGCUGACUAGCAUUUGUAACCAAUUGGAGUGUUAUAGUCUUGUAGAGUGAGGACAAUAUGGUAAAUGAUACAGAAUACCUUGUUGCUCUUCGUGUGCCAAAGUUGUAACAUAUCAUCGGCUAGAGGAGGCUCUUGUACAAUUUACAGGCUUGUUUGUCUAAUUAGUUAUCCUUUCAUAGUUGCUUCCUUGUUUGAUU
Messenger RNA from Ananas comosus (pineapple), 2488 nucleotides. Its product is annotated as IRK-interacting protein. The transcript has 2 exons. NCBI's taxonomy places the organism in Eukaryota, Viridiplantae, Streptophyta, Magnoliopsida, Poales, Bromeliaceae. The coding region runs from base 364 to 2109 and encodes 581 amino acids. The record is from RefSeq and is a predicted model, not a curated record.